Ficedula albicollis (Collared flycatcher) is the source of this 1966-nucleotide messenger RNA. It is a transcript of the gene CHMP6, whose product is annotated as charged multivesicular body protein 6. The coding region runs from base 46 to 603 and encodes 185 amino acids. Gene Ontology annotation, cellular component: ESCRT III complex; multivesicular body. Lineage: Eukaryota; Metazoa; Chordata; Aves; Passeriformes; Muscicapidae. The transcript is spliced from 8 exons. Gene Ontology annotation, biological process: late endosome to vacuole transport via multivesicular body sorting pathway; vesicle budding from membrane. The record is from RefSeq and is a predicted model, not a curated record.
CGGGAUGGACCGGGCCGUGGUGGUGAGGGCGGACCGGGAACCGGGAUGGACCGGGCCGUGCUGCAACUGAAGCAGCAGCGGGACAAGCUGCGGCAGUACCAGAAGCGGCUGAGCCUGGGGCUGGAGCGGGAGCGGGCGCUGGCCCGGCAGCUGCUCCGGGACGGCAAGAAAGAGAAAGCCAUGCUCCUGCUGAAGAAGAAACGGUACCAGGAGCAGCUUCUGGAUAAAACAGAGAACCAGAUCAGCAACCUGGAGCGGAUGGUCCAGGACAUUGAAUUCACCCAGAUUGAAAUGAAGGUCAUCGAGGGCCUGAAAAUAGGCAACGAGUGUCUGAACAAAAUGCACCAGGUUAUGUCCAUAGAAGAGGUGGAAAGGAUAAUAGGAGAAACCCAGGAUGCUGUGGAGUACCAGAGGCAAAUAGACGAGCUCCUGGCUGGCAGCCUGACCGAGGAGGAUGAAGAUGCCAUUCUAGAAGAAUUAAAUGCUAUUACUCAGGAACAGUUGGAGCUGCCAGAAGUUCCUUCAGAGCCGCUCCCAGAGAAGAUCCCAGAGGUGUCACCCAUCAAGAACAGGCCAAAGCCAGAGCUGGUGGCAGCAUCUUAACUCCCAGUGCUGGGGAUUCCCCCACGAAACUUUCACCCUGGACAGUUUGCCCUCCCAGUGUGUGCUGGGGACAGGCAAUGCCUUGGCAGCAUCCCAGCUGUGCUGGGUGGAUUGUGGAGCAGGAUUCCCUGCACAGGGUGGGGAACCUCAGCUGAUUAUCGCUCUUGUAUCAAGAUUAUUUUCUAGUGCUUUCUUUUUUUGUAACUUAAAUUCCAAACUCACUCAGCUGCGCUGUCUCGGGAUUAAACAGCAACUCUAAAUCAUCCAAAGCCAAAUUUUUCUCUGUAGGUUUGAUUCUGGUGGUCAGCCUGCCUAUGCUCUGGCCAAAUCCCAGGAAAUCCCAGGCUCAGAGUGAGGAGUUUGUGCUGGGCAGUGCUGGGUGAGCAGGAGCCCUGUGCAGCGCUCUGGUGUCCGUGUCCCUCCGUCCCUUCUCUCUGCUGGCUCCAUCUGUCCUGUCCUGCUGCACACUGGGCACUGCUGCAGCGCUGAGCUCUGGCCUGGACUCUGCCCUGGCUCGUGCAGAACCAACCCCAGGGGUUUGGUUUGGGCCAGGCUCAGCCUGGGUGCUCAGCCCUGCUCCUGCUGCAGUGGCUGUGGCUGGGCAAAGCCUGAUCUGCUGUGAGCUGGGGAGCCAGCCCUGGGCACAGUUCAGCCCUGGGCACAGUUCAGUUCAGCCCUGGAGCCUGUGGAGCUGAGCCUGAGCAGCCCUGGGCUGGCAGAAGUUUCCUGCAAUGGCAGCAAGGAGCUCCUGCCUGGGUUAGGAGCCAGGAUUCCUCCUCGUGGCUCUGCUCCAGUGCCACAGUUCACCUUUGGCCUUUGGGAAGGACUGGUGGAUCACACAGACUCUGCUCAGCUGCUCCUGCCGGACGUUUCCUCGGCACUCGGACACGUUCCUUGGCUCCUGCUGCCGGACACGGGGCCUGAGGCUCCAGAAAUCAGCACUGCAGAGGGCUCUGGGAGCAGCUCCAGGGAGCCCCAUCCCCUCUGAGGACUCACUCGGGUGCUGGAGGGUCUGGAACACUGCCUGGGCAGCAGAUUUGGCUGCUCUUGGAACGAGCUCACCUGCCAGCUUGCAGAUGCUCUUCAGGACACUGCAGAUUUCAUUUAUUAUGUUCUUGAAGUCACAACCCCUAAUCUGUAUUUCUGUGACAGCAGAAGGACAGAGGGUCCUUGGAGACUUUGUGGGGCAGUUGUUGGGGUUGUGGGAUCUGGUGCUAGACAAAAAGUGAUCCCAGGGACUGGGAUCAUGGUGCUGGGCCAGCAGCAGCUCUGGGUGGAGUAAUGCUCUCUGUGUCCUCUCUGUUGUGUUCCAAAGACUGGCCAUGUUAUGAAUGAGCACAAUGGGCUAUUCAGAUCAAUUAUU